Molecule: messenger RNA, 1143 nt
Organism: Acanthosepion pharaonis
Lineage: Eukaryota; Metazoa; Mollusca; Cephalopoda; Sepiida; Sepiidae
Source: the annotation of a GenBank genome assembly
AUGCAGCUCAUAAAAGAGGAGGUGCAGGCAGAAAAAAGAGGUGGAUUCCGAAAAACAGGAGAAACUCUGCUUUCAUUGUAUCUAAGUUAUCAUCAGUUUACGGAAUUUCAUUUGGACAGUAUCUUCAAGUAUGGAGAUGACAACCGCUUACCAAAAGAGAUCUUCAAGUGUGCCAAUGUAACACACUUAUCUCUCAAGUACAACAGUUUGGACCACCUCCCUGCAGAUAUUGGUCGCAUGAAGAAACUCGAGUAUCUGGCCCUGACCAACAACAAACUUCAAGUCAAUGCCAUUCCUUAUACACUGACCUUCUGCACUAAGCUGAAAACAAUUCUACUUGACAACAACCUAUUGGAUGCACUGCCAGGUUUUCUUCUUUCAAUGCCCUCCAUAGAGACUGUCUAUCGACAUGGCAACCAUAAUUAUUUUAAGGCCACUUUUAUGUGGUACCACACUGAUGUGAACUACCGAAUUAUCCCUGUUGGGGGGUUUGGGGUUGCAACGUCCAAAGUUCCAGCUAGCCUGCAAUUCUGGGCGGCCAAGUCUGUGAUUGGACUCAAAAUUGACUUUUAUAACAACAGCAGUAUUGCUGAUAUUCUUAAGAACUAUCUUUCUGAGCUCUAUUCUAAAUUUUACUUGUGUCAUCACUGUGACCAAGCCAUUCUCCGUCAUCUCCCAGGUUACAAAGUGAUUACCUUCAAAAAUCCCUAUCUGGGAAAUACUUGUGUUCCAUUCCAACAUUGGGCAUGUUCUGUGGACUGUGCUGAGGCACUGGAAGUGCCAGCACGUAAGGAGCAGAUUGCAGCUGCAACAAAGCUGGACCAGCAGUAUGAGGACUAUGUCAACAGGUGUCAGCAAAUGUUUCGUGGCCGGCACAAUGCAAACAAGGUGUGUUUAUGCAGUAAGGAAUCCUUGCACAGUGCGUGUCCAUCAUCGGGGACUGGGGAUGAUCAUCGCAAUGAAGCUGCUGUUGAUGGUCGGAAAGCAAACAGGCGACACCACCACCACCAUCACCAUCACCAUCACCAUCAUCAUCCUCACUGUCAUCAUCAUCAUUGUCACCACCGACAUCAUCGCUCCUCGGGUGGGGCAGGGGGUAGCAGUGAUGAUGCCGGACCCAGUUGUCAUUGUAGUCUCCAAUAG